Meleagris gallopavo (turkey) is the source of this 3211-nucleotide messenger RNA. Lineage: Eukaryota; Metazoa; Chordata; Aves; Galliformes; Phasianidae. The record is from RefSeq and is a predicted model, not a curated record.
AUGAUUGUGGGUGGUUACACUCUUACUGUGGCUCUGAAGCAGUGUGGCCGGCGAGGCGGGCAACCCGCAGCCCCCAGCGUGCCCUGCGCCCACUUCCGGCCAGGCCGCGCCAGCGCCCCACUGGACUACAAUUCCCGGCAGGCCGAGCGCAUGGGUGCGUUCCGGGGCUGUGCCGGGCGUGGUCCCGCAGGGGCAGCGCGGUGCAUUGGGAGCUGGCUCUUACGCCCUACUUUUGUUUUCCCCAGGUGCACGGAUAAAGCUGCUGGCAAAGAUCCCAAAGAAGAGAAGGAGGAGGAGGAGGUUUCCCCUGCCCUCAGCCAGGGCUCUCCAGUCAGCACAGCCCGGCCCAGCAGGAGCUGGCGCAGCAGCAGGUCGGCCACUGCCGCCCGCCAGCGUGAAGCCGAGAACUCGCGUGCCUCCAGGUCCAAGACUGGCUCCCUGCAGCUCGUCUGCAAGUCGGAACCAAACGCCGACCAGCUGGAAUACGAGGUCACAGAAGAGCAUCAGUCUCCAGCUGGAAUCAGUGAUGAUGAGGAGGAGAUCCUUGCCAGUGAGGAAGAAGUUCCCUUCAAAGAUGAUCCAAGAGAUGAAACCUACAAGCCCCAUCUCGAAAAGGAAGCUCCAAAGCAAAGGAGAAAAGCUGGCAAGGGAAAAGAAGAAAAAGAGAAACAGAAGGAAAUUAAAGUAGAGGUAAAAGAAGAGAGUGAGUUUCGGGAAGAUGAAGAACCACCAAGGAAGAGAGGACGGAGAAGAAAAGAUGACAAGAGCCCGAGAUUGCCCAAGAGAAGGAAGAAGCCUCCAAUACAGUACGUCCGCUGUGAGAUGGAAGGCUGUGGCACAGUCCUGGCCCACCCACGUUACCUGCAGCAUCACAUCAAGUACCAACACUUGCUGAAGAAAAAGUAUGUGUGUCCCCAUCCCUCCUGUGGUCGACUCUUCCGACUGCAGAAGCAGCUCCUGCGGCAUGCCAAGCACCACACAGAUCAAAGGGACUACAUCUGUGAGUACUGCGCCCGGGCGUUUAAGAGCUCUCAUAACUUGGCAGUGCACCGAAUGAUCCAUACAGGCGAGAAGCCCUUGCAGUGUGAGAUCUGUGGGUUCACAUGCCGGCAGAAAGCUUCCCUCAACUGGCACAUGAAGAAACACGAUGCGGACUCCUUCUACCAGUUCUCCUGCAACAUUUGCGGCAAGAAAUUUGAGAAGAAGGACAGUGUCGUGGCCCAUAAAGCCAAAAGCCACCCAGAAGUGCUUAUUGCUGAAGCACUGGCGGCCAACGCGGGUGCCCUGAUCACCAGCACUGACAUUCUGGGCACUAACCCCGAGGCCAUCGCGCCACCCACCGAUGGCCAGGGCCUCCCUCUUCUUCCCGACCCCCUGGGCAGCACUGCCCCAACUGAUUGCCUGCUGCUGAACCCCGAUGGGAUGCCGAAGACGUACUGCGGCGGGACGGAGCGUGUGAGCCUGGUGGCUGAUGGCAAGCUCUUUGUAGGCAGCGGCAGCAGCGCAAACCCUGAAGGGCUGGUGAUGAACACAGAGAUCCUGGGAGCCACCACGGAGGUGCUCAUCGAAGAUUCAGACUCCACUGGACCCUAGUGGGUGGGGAGCAUGUGGGUGCUGGGACUGUUUGGACUCUAUUUAAAAGGAAAAAAAGAAAAAUGGAGACACAUUGAAAGAGAGAAAAGUUAAACAAAACUUAAAAUACUAGUAAGUAACCGAAGGGUCUGCUCCCCUCAGCGUGGAUCACAGCACAUCCUCUUUCUCCCAACCACUUCUGUCUCCCACUGCUCCUUUGCAGAAAAGGGGCGCGCUGCCAUUACCAGAGCAAGUCGGACUGAGUGACAGAUUUCUCUGAGGGAGUGGGAAGGCUGAAACCCUUCGCUCUACCCUGAAGUAGAUGCCUUUCUGGCUCUUUGACCUGGCUCUGUUUGUAAGCUAGGAAGCAUUUGUUGUGCUCUGGACAAGUUUCUUAGGACUCCCUUUUUGCCCCGUGGUCCCACUUCUAUGCAUUUCUGCAACUAGUCCUCGCAGUCUCACUCUUCAUCCCGGGGCUGGGAGUUUGGCUCGGCACUUUAGGCCCUCUCGGCGGGGCAGGCUGCGAAGGAGUCCCUGUCCCCCGCCACACUCGGCCCCAUCCCUGGCAGGAAGCAGAGGGAACGCCCUGGCUCAUAGAUCAUGUUUGCUUGGAGAGGCCCGGGGGCUACGGGAGCCCUGCGUGGGAGAGGCAAGGAGGAGCAUCCCGGUUUGACGACAGUAAUUUGCACUUUGAACAUGUUUCGUUUUUGUGUUGUGGUAACGAGAUUCCUUAUUUAUUGAUAAAAGGGUCGGUAUUUUUUAGUUACGUUCUUGGCGGGUGGGGUGGCAGGGGUUCAGGCUGCUUCCCAGUAGGCUCCUUCCCACCAGAGAGCCGUAGGGAGUGUGCAUGCCAUGUAACAGCAGCUUGGAGAGCUGGGGUGAAAGCAGCGUGCUGCAGUCAGACCUCAUGGCUUUCCAGAGCAGAGGGAGAGCCCCAGAGAAGAGCAGUGGAGUCCUUGCGGCAGCAUUUUAGCAGGAGGAUGAGGUGAGUGAUGGCACAACCGCCUCUCGUCUCCCUCCCUCUCAGCUCAGCUCUUUUUGCUCCCCUUACUCCCUUGCCUUGCCGGGAAGGACAGCAUUAGUCAGGAUACUUGUUCUCAUGGCCCAGGACAGUGAUGCUCUUCUGCAGAGAUUGAGUAUGGUUGUAUUGAGCUCAUCUAUCCAAGGCAGUGGGCUGAUGCGGGAGUAGAGGCUGUCAGUUUGUCCAUGCCUCUGUAAUGGGUUGUGCUGUGCUGAGCCCCUCACUUGUGCUCAGCCAUCUCUGCUCCCUGGGGUGGUUUGGUCACUGCCUGCUGGUGUGUUAGGACAGCUCAGAGCCUGUGGAGAAUUUACAUAGGAAAUGAUGUCUGGUCUUUAGGCUCGGAUCUUUUUUCUCUGUUAUCUGAAGCUGUGUGUGGAGACUAGGUGGCCUUGAAUUCUUUGUGUGUUUGGAAGGGGUGCCCAAUAACCUGGGCUUUCUGUCAGUUUACUUGUUUUCUCAGUUGUGUUUAUGUGCUGGGAACAGAGCUGAAGUGCUUUGUCCAAGCCUGAGGUCAGCAGAACCGGUCUGUAACAGCAGCCAGGCAAAGUCAAGUAUCUGGGGUCUGGAGAUCAGCAAUAAAACAUGGAAUUGAAUUGGAAAAUUUUUACAGGAAACUGA